Physcomitrium patens is the source of this 1494-nucleotide messenger RNA. RefSeq lists its product as uncharacterized. Gene Ontology annotation, cellular component: DNA topoisomerase type II (double strand cut, ATP-hydrolyzing) complex; nucleus. The record is from RefSeq and is a predicted model, not a curated record. Gene Ontology annotation, molecular function: double-stranded DNA binding. Lineage: Eukaryota; Viridiplantae; Streptophyta; Bryopsida; Funariales; Funariaceae. Gene Ontology annotation, biological process: chromosome organization; DNA endoreduplication.
AGCUUCCUUCCAUGGCGACCUGAACCUCCCCUCCCUUCGUCCUCAUCUGUGUGUUUGCGUGUGUGUGUGUAUUGAAUUCAGUUCUGCAGCUUAUCGUGCUCGUUGUUUGUUUCUGUGCUCGUGGAAUCCUUUCUUAGCCUGCAAUGCAAUGCAAUGAGAUAGACAUUAUUUCACUUGGUUUGAAAUUAGUAGGAACAGUUUGAUGCUCUCUUAGCUUCAUUGAUCGCGUCUGUCAUUUUGUCUCUGGACGGAGGUGGCAAGGAAAGUCCCCGAGGAUGUCAUCUGUUGUUGAAAUAGAUGGAGUGGAAUUUGAAGUGAAGGUCAAGGAGCCAAGGAAAGGACCGAAGAGUAAAUUGGCGAAGAAGAAAGAGGCAGGCAUUGCUUCCAUUGGCGAUGAGGAUGAAGAUGUGAAGAGCAGUAGCUUGGUUUCCACCAAGAGUAAGAGGAAGCUUUCGGGAAAUGGUGGUUCUGGAGAGGAGGAAGAGAAAGUGACUCCUAGUUCAAGGAAGAGAGGGAAAAUUUCGAUGCAGGAGAGCAAGAUUGAGAGUGACCACUUGGAUGCUGAUGGAUUGAGUGCUAGGGACGAACUAGGUUUCGAGGUUCGAGCCGCUGAGGCAGAUGACGAAGGAGAGGUGAUCAAGGGGGAGGAAACAUGGAAUAGAGAGAUAAUAGCUUCCCAGGAUGACGUGCUCUUGACACAGUUUUCUAGUGUUCAAACGCAAGAGGUGGACGAAGGGGAUGCUUUGGAAACCCAAGAGCAAGAACGACGGAUAAAACCUCGGGCAGCGUCUUCUCUACCUAUUGUAUUUGGUGAAAAAGUCAACAAAACCAAGGUGCUGCUUGAGUGCGAGGGAGAUGCACUAGAUUUAAGCGGGGACAUGGGUGCAGUUGGACGCUUCACUGUAAAUCGCCGUGACAAUGAGCUUCUUUUGGAUUUGAAAGGUGUUAUUUACAAGACAACGAUAGUGCCUUCCAAUACAUUCUUUUUGGUAAACGUGGGACAGACUGAUGCAAAGGUGGAAUCCAUUAUGAGUGAUUUUGUGCAGUUGCGAGCAGAUACCAUUGGCAAAGAGAACGAAACUGUGGUUGAAGGAACUUUACAAGAUUUUACAUUUGAAUCUGAUGAAGAAGGUGAGCGUCCACCAGUUGAUGGCGGUGACUUACCUGCCUCUGCUGAAGAAGUAAAACAUGAAGAAGAGGGUGCUGAUGAUGGCAAACAAGCAAAGAGGAAAAAACCUUCUGCUAAGGCCACGAAUGGUGGUAAAGUUCCUGUGAAGAAAGCUUUGACAGUUAAAUCGAAGGUUGGACGAGGAAAAGCUAGCGCCAAGGGUGGGGUGGGAAAGAAACCUACUGCUAAGAAGGCCACUAAGGCAGGCACAGGCAAGAAAUGAUAGCAAUUGUAUUCAUUAUAUACCAAUAGAAUUACAUUUUAUUAUAUGUAUUUUCUCAAAGAACGGUGCUAUUUAUUUUAAUAAAUUCAAUUCAUUGAAUGUG